GACAUUCCUGCAAGUAACAAAGCAAUAUUCGAUACCAAAAUAGGCCCAUUUAGUGACUUAGUGCAUUAUAAAACUCCAGUGGAACCUCCUGUUGUGUUAAAUCGUGCACCUUGUUGUGAAUCUAAGCAUGGAUUUGCAAGAAAUUUGUUGGAGUGCACUGUUAAAUACUUGUAAUAGCCAAAUGUUAGGUUAAGGGGUCACUUGAGACAUGAAUCAGCCUUCAGGGCUCUUGGAACGUCUCUCCCCUCGAUGCCCUUUAGUUCGCCUAGGCCACAGCUCAAGUACUGAUGAAACAGCUACUUCAACCGAGGGUGGUAAUUACCCCGCAGAAAAUUACAACUACAGGUCUCAGUAUAUCGAUUCUUAUGAGAAUAAUACAGACAGAAGGUUCCAUAACAAGCAGUUGUCGAUAGACAAUAGUUAUUUACAAAAACAGUCACCCGAAUCAGAAUAUUUGCAAAAUUAUUACCAACCACAUUCUUAUUUAAACGAGAGAACAGAAUAUCAGUCAAAAUACGAAUUGAAUUCACGUCAGUCACCGCUUAACCACAAUAACUUGUCCUUCCAAAAUAAAAACUCUCUGGACCUAUCAUCGUUUUCUUUAGGUCCGAGCUACUGGGAUCAUGAGAAUUAUGACAAGAUCCAAAAUAGUCAGUCGAAUUAUUUUAGAACGUCCAAUCACCAAAUGCAAGAAACAAACUAUCUCUUAGACAACUUCACGAAACUAGGCAAAUCUAGUCCCAGUUUAGACCAAGGCUACCACACUCUUGUAUCUCCGAGCCCUGGACCUGUCACACCCAACUUGUGGACCGAUGGCAACUUAUACAAAGGCAAAAAAUAUCAGUCGAAAAACAAUUCUUUCGAUCGCCUUCCAGACGAACUUGUUACGAAAAUCUUCUCCUUCUUAACGAGCAUAGACCUGAGCAUAUGUGCUCAAGUGUGUCGUAGAUUCGACAUCCUUGCUUGGACACCAUCUCUGUGGCGUGUUAUAACUCUAGAGGGUGAAGUAGUUAGUGGUGAUCGUGCUAUAAGGGGUGUAUUGAGACAGUUGUGCGGGCAGGGACGCACCGGGGCCUGCCCUAGUGUGGAGAGGGUUCAUGUCACGAACGGUGCCAAAUUAUCCGAUAAGAGUUUGCUGUUGUUAGCCAGGCGAUGCCCCGAAUUGACACAUCUGCAACUGCAAGGGUGUAGUAAUAUCACAAACCACGCCUUGUCGGAAGUCGUUACCAGAUGUAAUAAUUUGCAACAUCUGGAUGUCACAGGUUGCGUAAAAAUAUCCUGUAUAAACAUAAACGCUGGACCGGAGCCCCCAAGACGGCUGCAAUUACAGUAUCUGGACCUCACAGAUUGCGUAGCAGUCCAAGACAGUGGGCUUCGAAUCAUUGUACAAAACUGUCCACAACUUGCUUAUUUAUAUUUACGUAGAUGUGUGCAAAUAACAGAUGCCGGUCUAAAAUUUGUGCCAAGUUUCUGUUCAGGUUUAAGAGAGUUAAGUGUAAGUGACUGUUCCAAUUUAACUGACUUCGGUUUGUACGAACUGGCCAAGCUGGGUGCUACACUGCGUUAUUUAUCUGUAGCGAAGUGUGACCAGGUCAGUGACGCUGGUCUAAAGGUCAUAGCGAGGAAAUGUUACAAAUUACGGUAUUUGAACGCUAGAGGGUGCGAAGCAGUUUCCGACGAUGCCAUAACUGUUCUAGCUAGGUCUUGUACGAGACUGCGUGCUUUAGAUAUAGGAAAGUGCGAUGUGAGCGAUGCCGGAUUGAGAGCAUUGGCUGAAAGUUGUCCGAAUUUGAAAAAGUUGAGUCUUCGGAAUUGUGAUUUGGUUACUGACAGAGGAGUGCAAUGUGUCGCUUAUUAUUGUAGGGGGUUGCAGCAACUUAAUAUUCAAGAUUGCCAAAUUUCAUUAGAAGGGUAUAGAGCUGUCAAAAAAUAUUGCAAACGUUGCGUCAUCGAACACACCAAUCCCGGAUUUUUUUGAUGAAUUGUUAUUUUUUA
Molecule: messenger RNA, 1995 nt
Organism: Anoplophora glabripennis (Asian longhorned beetle)
Lineage: Eukaryota; Metazoa; Arthropoda; Insecta; Coleoptera; Cerambycidae
Product: F-box/LRR-repeat protein 7-like
Exons: 5
Coding region: 209-1978 (589 amino acids)
Biological process (GO): SCF-dependent proteasomal ubiquitin-dependent protein catabolic process
Cellular component (GO): SCF ubiquitin ligase complex
Molecular function (GO): protein binding
Source: RefSeq, a predicted model, not a curated record